AUGUGGAAACUGAAGAUCGCAGAGGGAGGGAGUCCAUGGCUGCGUACGACAAACGAUCACGUAGGCCGACAAUUUUGGGAGUUUGAUCCUACGCUGGGGUCCCCCGAGGAACUGGCCGAUAUCGAGAAAGCUCGACAGAUAUUUCAUGAAAAUCGGUUCAAGAAAAAACACAGCUCAGAUCUGCUUAUGCGCAUUCAGUUUGCAAAGGAGAACUCAAAUUCAUCUGUAUUCCCACCAAAAGUCGACAUAAAAAAUGAUGAAGAUAUUACGGAGGAUAAAGUAACAAAUGUAUUAAGAAGAGCUAUUGGUUUCCAUUCAACCCUCCAGGCAGAUGAUGGACAUUGGCCAGGAGACAUAGGGAGCCCUAUGUUUUUAUUGCCUGGUUUGGUCAUUACCCUAACAAUUACAGGGGAAUUGAAUGCAGUCUUAUCCAAAGAGCAUAAACAGGAGAUGUGCCGCUACAUUUACAAUCAUCAGAAUAGAGAUGGUGGAUGGGGUCUACACAUCGAGGGUCAUAGCACUAUGUUUGGCAGUGCCUUAAACUAUGUUACCUUGAGAUUGUUGGGUGAAGGAUGUAAUGAUGGAGAAGGGGCAAUGGAGAAGGGACGCAAGUGGAUUUUGGACCAUGGUGGUGCCACUUCAAUAACAUCUUGGGGAAAGUUUUGGCUUUCAGUACUUGGGGUAUUUGAGUGGUCAGGAAAUAAUCCGUUACCUCCUGAGAUGUGGGUCCUUCCAUAUUUCUUUCCAGUGCAUCCAGGUAGGAUGUGGUCUCAUUGCCGGAUGGUGUACCUGCCUAUGUCAUACUUAUAUGGGAAGAGGUUUGUUGGACCAAUCACAUCUACCAUUCUAUCCUUGAGAGAGGAGCUAUUUAUUGUCCCCUAUCACAAUAUAGAUUGGAAUGAUUCACGCAACCUUUGUGCCAAG
Molecule: messenger RNA, 924 nt
Organism: Lactuca virosa
Lineage: Eukaryota; Viridiplantae; Streptophyta; Magnoliopsida; Asterales; Asteraceae
Source: the annotation of a GenBank genome assembly